Cylindrotheca closterium is the source of this 420-nucleotide messenger RNA. The record is from the annotation of a GenBank genome assembly. Lineage: Eukaryota; Bacillariophyta; Bacillariophyceae; Bacillariales; Bacillariaceae.
AUGGAACGGAGGCAAACGAUUGUGGAGUUGCUGCAAUUGCAGUAUGAUGCCAUGGAAAGAUUUGCCAAUGCUCAAGCUAGGCUAUUAAACGUUUCUUCAACUCACGCUGCUUCGACAGUAGCUGAAUCAUCGGCCGAAGACAUGGAGGACGCUCUUAGCUCAAUAAAUAAGGUUCGAAAUCGGCUUCGAUCGAACUUGAAGCAACUGGAGCAGGACGAAAAAUUUUGCAAACUACAUCCCAAGCACCUCGCACUAAGUCAGAGGGUUGCACAAACCAUAGCCUCCAAUCCAUCGUGGCAUACUAACGGAUUGCCGAGCCAUACUACGGGCAUUACAGAAACAAAUACAGUUGCACUGGCUACGCUGCGAGCAUCAAUUGAGCGAAUAAAUGAAGCCGAAAGGGAUAGGGUUGCAGCUUGA